GGGAUGAUUCGGAGGAUUAGAGUUACUCUGUCUGGCAUGGAGUAGACCCUCUGUAAAUGGCUGCUAGAUCAGUAGUCAUGAUGCUGCUGAUGGUAAUGAAUUGUGUAGCUAUUAAACAGCAGAACGUGUGACCUGCUGACAGUGCUGGAUCCCACGGCAAGGAACCGUCUGCAAGACCAGGAUUUCUGGUAGGUCCUGUUUUAGGACGAGAUGCAGCACUGUUGAAACGCCACUCUGCUUUGGUUCAGGCAGUUGGCUUUUCAGCUGGGAAGCCAUUUCUUCUUCUUCUUCUUCUUCUUUUUUUUUUUUUUCCCGACUUACUGAACUUAUGAAACCAUGGCGGAAGGAGAGAGAGAGUCAUCUGGGCCCAAAAAGCGUGGUCCCUACAUCUCAUCUGUCACUAGCCGGAGUGUGAACUUGAUGAUUCGAGGAGUAGUGUUGUUUUUUAUUGGAGUGUUUCUUGCAUUAGUGUUAAAUUUGCUUCAGAUUCAGAGAAACGUGACACUCUUUCCACCUGAUGUGAUUGCAAGCAUCUUUUCUUCGGCAUGGUGGGUACCGCCCUGCUGUGGCACAGCUUCAGCUGUGAUUGGGUUAUUAUACCCCUGCAUUGACAGGCAUCUAGGAGAACCACAUAAAUUUAAAAGAGAGUGGUCCAGUGUAAUGCGGUGCGUAGCCGUCUUUGUUGGUAUAAAUCACGCCAGCGCUAAAGUGGAUUUUGAUAACAACAUACAGUUGUCCCUCACACUGGCUGCACUAUCCAUCGGACUGUGGUGGACUUUUGAUAGAUCUAGAAGUGGUUUUGGCCUUGGAGUAGGAAUUGCUUUCUUGGCAACCUUGGUCACUCAACUGCUAGUCUAUAAUGGUGUUUAUCAAUACACAUCUCCAGAUUUUCUCUAUGUUCGUUCUUGGUUGCCGUGUAUAUUUUUUGCUGGAGGCAUUACAAUGGGAAACAUUGGUCGACAGCUGGCAAUGUAUGAAUGUAAAGUUAUUGCAGAAAAAUCUCAUCAAGAAUGAAGAAAGCAAAAAUUUAUCUUUUGUACAGAAAAAUAAGAUGGAAAGAGCAUGUAAAUGAUAGAUGCACCAACAAAAGUUCGGACUGUAAAAUUGCCAGGAUGCAGUUUUUCCCUUGAUCGGUGUAUAUAUAGAGACAGACAUAUACAUAUAUAUACACACACACAUAUAUUACUGCAAUCUGUGAUUGCUUCAUCUGUAAAUCAAGUACAAACCUUUAUGUAUUUGACUUAAAUAACUGUAAAAUAUAUAUGCACUACAUUAAAAAAGAACAUGUUGAUUCAUAGAUGAAAUUUUUAAAUUAAUUUUUUAAACAUACCAUAUGCUGUAUCACAAUGUUGAUGUGCCAAAAUAUUCUAUUGUCAUCCUGCAGAGUCUAAGAAUGCUUUGAACAAUUUAUAAACUUAGUGAAAUAAAAUAUGAGGACAGCCCCCCCAAUCAAAUGGAGAGCUGGCAUAUUCUCUUUUGCUUACUGUUGUGCCUGUUUGUUUUUCCAAUGACAGCAGUGCGAGUCAUGGGCGCCCUAAUGUGUGGUUAGUUUCUAUUUUAAUGUUGUCUCAGAGAGCUUUGGUGUUUACUAUAUGAUGAAAAAGAACUUCCAUAGAACAUUUUCAAACCUGUGUCACUGGAAAGAGUCCAAAGAGUAAUAAUUUUUUAUUUUAACUUAUUUUCCUGGAGGUAAAAGUGACGAGCAGGAGAGUUUAUCAGCAUUAAAUUGUUUUGAGUCUAAAUCUGGAAGAAUACAUACAAUUAAAAGUAAGGACCAUUAAAAAUUUUACCUAGAGUAAAUAUGUUUUAGAAAUACAUAAUGACCUUCUGCAGUGCCACAAAGUGUUCAGUGAUAUUAACUGUCAUUUGUAAUACAGUAUUCCACUGCUUUUGCACAUGGAACACAUAAGAAACCCCAAACAGGUCAUCAUGAAGUUUCUGAUUUUCUUAGGUCCCAUAAUCUAUUGGGUUCUGUAAAGUAAACCACUUUAGUGUGGCUGCGUCAUAUGACUGAUGUCAGUGGAUUGCUGUCUGGGGAAUAGAUGGGCACAUAAUUUCUUACAUAUUCAGAUGCCCAUUUGUGCAUAGUUUUGGAGUUAUUGUUUAAGAAUAUAUUGAGGUAGUAUAUAGUGCAUGUUAAAGACCUUGAUAACAGUUUUAUACAUAUCUAGAGCCAACAACUAGAGCCAUUGAAGUAUGAUUUAAACAUAUUCUUCGUUAACUCCCCCCCAUUGAAAUUGAUGGCAAUUGUCUGACACACAAGGGUGAAAUCUGUGCUUCUCUGGAGAUGUGUGUUUGUGUGAGUGUGUGUGAGUGUGUGUGUUUGUGUGUGGGACUGAGUGAGAGGGAGGACGGAUGUACGUGUGUAUGUAUGUGCAUGUGCUCACACUCUCUAUGUCAACUAGAUAUUUUUCAAUUUUUGAUUUUCAAACCAUUGCUGUCUGACUGAGAUCUUGUAUGCCAGACUUUAAUCUGCUCCUAUAUUUUAAGGCUGAAAGUGUGGACAUCCUAAAAGGAUUUCAAACUAAAUAUAUGUACACAAUCUUAACUGUACUGGUGGUAAACAUACUACUAUAAUUUAUUAUUCUAUCUUCCAGAUAAUGUUAUUCAUUUAGAACAAAUAAGGUAUAUUUUUAGAAUCAACUUUGUAAGCGCUAUAAAUCUUUAAUAAAUUAUAAGGCCUCUGAUGUGUUUACUUUGAAAAUUGCUGUUUAAAGCAAGAAGUAUUAAAUGUAUAAUUAUCAUCUUGGUUAA
Molecule: messenger RNA, 2754 nt
Organism: Vicugna pacos (alpaca)
Lineage: Eukaryota; Metazoa; Chordata; Mammalia; Artiodactyla; Camelidae
Source: RefSeq, a predicted model, not a curated record